Messenger RNA from Neoarius graeffei (lesser salmon catfish), 2635 nucleotides. RefSeq names its product guanosine monophosphate reductase 2 (gene gmpr2). Bases 372 to 1418 code for a protein of 348 amino acids. Gene Ontology annotation, cellular component: GMP reductase complex. NCBI's taxonomy places the organism in Eukaryota, Metazoa, Chordata, Actinopteri, Siluriformes, Ariidae. Gene Ontology annotation, biological process: nucleotide metabolic process. Gene Ontology annotation, molecular function: GMP reductase activity. The transcript has 10 exons. The record is from RefSeq and is a predicted model, not a curated record.
GAGACAACUACGACAGUUUGUCGUGAAAACCGUGCUCGCUUUGUAGUCUAUGUAGAGAGACCACUGUGAGAGUUAAAGAGGACAUUUUGGGUGAUAAAACUACACUCGGCGCUGCAGCUCACAUCACUGUAAAUGUCCAAGAAGCAAAAACCGCCUUUUUUCAUAUCACUUCCUGGAAACAAAGGUGAACCGCAGUGUGUUCAUCACAUUCUGCAGGGACACUGAAAGCAGCACAAGGAGUGUGAGACAGUUUUCCUAUCUGGUUAAACAGAUAGUAGGUACAAAGAACACACUGCUACACAGAGCAGAGGCACUGUUUUCACAAAAACAGAGAUACUGUAUCAGUCCCGAGGGUACAAAGUGAAGCAGCCAUGCCUCGCAUCGAGAACGAUAUCAAACUCGACUUCAAGGAUGUGCUGCUCCGUCCCAAACGCAGCACGCUCAAGUCCCGGAGUGAGGUGGACCUGAUGCGCAGCUUUACUUUCCGAAACUCAAAAGGCAAUUACAGAGGUAUUCCCAUUAUCGCCGCGAACAUGGACACAGUCGGAACCUUUGAGAUGGCCAUGGUACUGCAUUCGUUUUCGCUUUUCACUGCCAUCCACAAACAUUACUGCAUAGAUGACUGGAAAGAGUUUGCAGCGAAGCAUCCAGAAUGCUUGGAGAGUGUGGCCGUCAGCACUGGAACAGGCGAGAAUGAUUUUGACAAGCUUGUGGCCAUUUUAGCCGCUGUGCCUCAGAUACAGUACAUUUGUGUCGACGUAGCGAAUGGAUAUUCGGAGCACUUUGUUCAUUUUGUCAAGGACGUGAGGCAGAAGUUCCCCUCACACACCAUCAUGGCUGGUAAUGUGGUCACGGGAGAGAUGGUGGAGGAGCUGAUUCUCGCUGGUGCCGACAUCAUUAAAGUGGGCAUUGGUCCAGGCUCAGUGUGUACAACCCGUAAGAAGACAGGCGUAGGCUACCCUCAGCUGAGUGCUGUAAUCGAGUGUGCUGAUGCUGCACAUGGCCUGGGUGGACACAUCAUCUCUGAUGGAGGAUGUACCUGUCCUGGUGAUGUCUCGAAGGCUUUUGGUGCGGGGGCAGACUUCGUGAUGCUGGGUGGGAUGUUAGCAGGUCACUGUGAAAGUGGGGGUGAGACCAUUGAGAAAAACGGCAAAAAGUACAAACUGUUCUAUGGCAUGAGCUCCGAUACGGCCAUGAAGAAGCAUGCAGGAGGAGUCGCAGAGUACAGGGCGUCUGAGGGGAAGACAGUGGAGGUGCCCUAUAAAGGGCCAGUAGACGUCACUGUGAAGGAUGUACUGGGUGGAGUUCGCUCCACCUGCACCUAUGUGGGAGCUGCUAAGCUGAAGGAGCUGAGUCGCCGUACCACCUUCAUUAGAGUGACUCAGCAAUUAAACACUGUGUUUGGGAACAGUGACUGAGACAUCACUGUUGCUCAUGAGUGCUGGUCUGGUCUGACAGAUUUACUGCAGUAGUUAAAGAGCUAAACAAUGUCAGGUUCAUGCAAAAGUUUAGAAUUUGUACAACUUUUGUAGUCAUUCUGUAGUAAACAACUGGCAUUCAGACGCAAACUGCACACAACGACAAACCUCACAGCUUUUCCUGCAGCGGUGUUCUGGUUGUGGCUCACAUGGCUAAGAGAAAUUCACUUGCUUAGCCUUCAUAUAAAGACUUAACUGUACAGUUUGGUUUGAAAGUGUCUUGAGAAUUUAAAACAUUUUAUCUUUUAACUGAAAGUGUUCCUUCAAUUUAAUACUCCAGGAAAUAUUCAAGGAAGUCUCUCUCAUACCGUGUGUGUGUAUGUGUAUAUAUAUAUAUAUAUAUAUAUAUAUAUAUAUAUAUAUAUAUAUAUAUAUACACACACCAGACUUCACUGCCCUUCUUUGACACGGUGUCUUAACAACAAGCCAAACCUUAUUCAAGAGCCUUCUGAUUUUAUCCAUUUAUUUUAGUAACUGCUUUGAGAUUUUUUUUUUUCAUGUUUUUAAAAAAAUAAAUUAUCUGGAUUAACAGUGUUUUCCCCAACCAGGACCAAUUUUUUUUCCAUUCCACAUGAUUUAUUAUGAUGAAUGUCUUUUAAAUGUCCUCUAUUCACUGGUUAAUAAAGAUGACUGUCCUCAGUAAUGCAGUGAUCUUGUUGCUGGUUUGUUUAACUGUUUGGUUGUAUAUGUGUGUGUGUGUGUGUUUAAAUAAUUCUGAUCAUUCCAACAAAACUUUUAUUCUAAGGGCCCCGGUUUAAAGGCUUAAAAUAACUGUUAGGAAAUGUUAGUAACAGUUGGGCUUCUUGGAAUAGUUGUUUAUUGCAUUUCACAUAAUAGUAUCAUGUGUGAAUCCCAUUUUACACCAAAAGGGCAUGAAGGGUUUAUUCCUGUAUUUUUCCUGCACUGGUUUAGAAAAUAUAAUGUACAAAUAUCUUUAAAUCUUACGAACAUGCAUUACCGUACUAGAUCAGAUGUGAUUUUCACUUCUACUCUCUGUGGCAGUUUUAAAGGUUUUACCUGAUACCAGAACACUCACUGUUCCAGUAGUCUGCACACUCAAAUACUGCCCAUGUGCUGUUUAGAUUAUGGGCAUAAAUAUGUGUAAUUUGUAGUGUGCUAUAAUUUUGAAUAAAUAUCCUGAUUUAAUUUUAACUGCU